AUGGGUGGAAUUCAUUCAAAUCAGAUCCUUCUACAAACCUAUGAUGAAAACAAUACCGUUAAUAAUGGUAAUCAAAAUAACAAUGUUGGUCCUACCAGUAUUCUUGCAUUACAAUCGAAUGAUAACAAUAAUGUGUCGUUAGAUGAUCAAAGAACGUUUAGUACAUCAACUUCAACAGUUGCAGGUUCUAGCGCACCGCCGACGAAUAAUACCGUGGGUGGUGGUCAAAUAUUUCAUAUUCAAUCUAGUGAUUUAUUAAAUAGUAGUGGUGGUAACGAGUUAAUAAAUUUAAAUGGUGGACAAAUUUUUUUACAAUCGAUCAAACGAUUAGAUAAUUCAACAACACCAAUUUUAUUGUACGCCACAACAACUGCGUCAAAUAACAAUAAUCAAACUGUUUUAAAUAAUACGAGUAGUGAUAAUGCAGCAACAACUCAUUUGGAUAACGGUACUGGCGGACAUCAUAUUUUAUUGACUACUUCCUCAAGUGCACCACCUUCGUCGUCAGCGUCUUCGAAUGUAUUGGAACAUCAUUCGCAUCAUGAUUCAACACAAACAACUACCCAAACAGCAGCAACGGUUCUUGUUGAAGAUGAUUCGAUAAUUCAACAAGAUUUAGCCGCGAGCGGAAGUGUUGGUGCAGGGAAUGACGUUAUUCAACAACAAAAUACUUUGAAUAACAAUAACACAGUGGCUAUGGGUCAACGAACAAAUUCGUCAUUUGCACCAUUAGGAUCAGUGGCGGGUUUCGGGCGUCAUCAUCAAAGUGGAGGGGGCAGUGGAGGAGGUGGAGCACACAGUGGUGCUAGCGGUGGACAGCAUCAAGCCACUGCUGCGGUUCUUUAUCAGCAACACGGGCAAGUGCUCAGCUAUCAACAAGCGACGGCCCGUGGCCAUAUGGCAGCUGCGGGCCUUUCAGCACAACAUGCCAAUAAUAGUGGACAUCAUAUAGCAACAAUGUCAACGCAUUCAUCAGCUAUGCCGCUUAAUGCCAGAGUUGUUGUGCUAAAAAGUAUUGUUAUUGAUAUUAUUUAA
Molecule: messenger RNA, 1035 nt
Organism: Chrysoperla carnea
Lineage: Eukaryota; Metazoa; Arthropoda; Insecta; Neuroptera; Chrysopidae
Product: type-2 histone deacetylase 1-like
Exons: 3
Coding region: 1-1035 (344 amino acids)
Source: RefSeq, a predicted model, not a curated record